Molecule: messenger RNA, 5630 nt
Organism: Rana temporaria (common frog)
Lineage: Eukaryota; Metazoa; Chordata; Amphibia; Anura; Ranidae
Gene: ACAP3
Product: ArfGAP with coiled-coil, ankyrin repeat and PH domains 3
Exons: 25
Coding region: 338-2935 (865 amino acids)
Cellular component (GO): cytoplasm
Molecular function (GO): GTPase activator activity; protein binding
Source: RefSeq, a predicted model, not a curated record
AGUUUUCAGACGCUCCCUGGCCGUGACAGUCUGGGAGAGAAUUAGUGACAGGAGGGGAGUUUGCAGACGCUCCCUGGCACUGACAGGCUGGGCUCGUAGCCGGUUGUAGGAGUCGGAUCCCGGGGAAAGAGGGAACGCACUCUCCGACAGUCAGCGCUCCGAUCGGCCGGCCUCUGUGCGGUGUGCUGCUCCGGGAUCGAUCGGUCUGUGUUCGGGGAUCUCCUUCCUAUGCAAGCAGAGGUGUGUGCACUGAUCUCCGUGUGAUCUCCAUCCCUGGACCCUUCAUCUCUGGACCCUCAUCUCCGCCUGCAAUGCACUGAGCACACCCGCCGCAGACAUGACGGUGGAUUUUGAAGAAUGUAUCAAGGAUUCGCCCCGGUUCCGGGCAGCAAUAGAUGAGGUGGAAACAGAUGUGGUGGAAAUUGAAGCCAAACUUGACAAGUUGGUGAAACUAUGCAGUGGAAUGUUAGAAGCCGGGAAAACCUACCUUACUACCAACAAGCACUUUGUGAGCGGCAUCCGAGAUUUGGCCCAUCAGUGCAAGAAAGAUGAGAUGAUCUCGGAAUGUUUGGACAAAUUUGGGGAUAGCCUGCAGGAAAUGGUUAACUAUCACAUGAUCCUUUUUGAUCAGGCCCAACGGUCAGUGCGACAGCAGCUUCAUAGUUUUGUAAAAGAAGAUGUGAGGAAAUUCAAGGAGUCAAAGAAGCAUUUUGACAAAGUCCGGGAAGAUCUGGACAUUGCACUAGUGAAAAACGCUCAGGCCCCUCGCCAUAAACCGCAUGAAGUGGAAGAAGCUACGGGUACCCUGACAAUUACAAGGAAGUGCUUCCGGCACCUCGCCCUAGACUAUGUACUACAAAUCAAUGUCUUACAAGCCAAAAAGAAGUUUGAAAUUCUGGAUGCUAUGUUAUCAUUCAUGCAUGCCCAGUACACCUUCUUUCAACAAGGCUACACUUUAUUAAAUGAACUGAAUCCAUACAUGAAGAAGCUGGCUUCAGAGCUGGACCAAUUAGUCAUUGACUCGGCUGUAGAGAAGCGAGAAAUGGAACAUAAGCAUGCAACAAUACAGCAACGGACCCUCCUACAGGAUUUCUCCUAUGAUGACUCCAAGGCAGAAUUUAAUGUUGAUGCCCCAAAUGGGGUGGUGAUGGAAGGUUACCUGUUCAAGAGGGCGAGCAAUGCAUUCAAAACGUGGAACCGGAGGUGGUUUUCUAUUCAAAACAGUCAACUUGUUUACCAGAAGAAACUGAAGGAUGUCCUGACGGUGGUGGUGGAGGACCUUAGACUGUGUACGGUGAAGCCCUGUGAAGAUAUAGAAAGGAGGUUUUGCUUUGAAGUCGUCUCACCCACAAAGAGUUGCAUGCUUCAGGCUGAUUCCGAGAAGCUCAGACAGGCCUGGAUCCAAGCAGUACAGGCUAGUAUCGCCUCAGCCUACCGGGAAACGCCAGAUAACUACUACAUAGAGAGGCUUGACAGGACGGCAUCCCCAUCCACAAGCAGCAUUGACUCUGCCAGUGACUUACGGGAACGCAGCAUUAAGGGGGAAAGCAUACUUCAGCGGGUGCAGAGUAUCGCUGGAAAUUACCAGUGCUGUGACUGUGGCCAGACAGAUCCCCGGUGGGCCAGUAUCAAUUUGGGCAUAACACUUUGCAUUGAGUGCUCAGGAAUACACAGGAGUCUUGGUGUGCAUUGUUCUAAAGUACGCUCGCUCACGUUGGAUUCUUGGGAACCAGAGUUAUUAAAGCUGAUGUGUGAACUGGGAAACGGCAUCAUAAACCAGAUCUAUGAGGCGAAAUGUGAACAACUAGGUCUGAAAAAACCAACUGCUGGAUGUUCUCGACAAGCCAAAGAAAUCUGGAUAAAAGCAAAGUAUGUGGAGAAGAAGUUCCUGAAGAGACUGGGUAGUGUAGAGGUAGAAAAUGACAGGAAGUCUUCCCAGAGGUGGAGUGUAAAGAAGUGUCAGCGGAAUAACAGCUCCAUUAAAGCACCCACAGCGAGGAGGAAGUACAGACAUGACGGAGGAAACACGUCGCCUGCAAUGCUGUCCUCAGCUGCAAAGAUUGAGCGGAAGUUCCGUCGGGAUUCCUUGUUCUGUCCAGAUGAGUUGGAUUCCCUCUUCUCUUACUUUGACACGGGUGCCGGGCCACGUAGUGCCAACCAGCUUCCAGCGCAGCACCCCCUGCCAGCUGCACCGUGGACUGGCAGUGGCGCUGAGCCCGGUGGGAGCGCUAUGCCGUUCCUCCCGGAUGGAGGUCUGAGCAGUGACAGUGGCCUUGGAGGAAGCACAGAUGGAAGCAAUGACGUCUUAGUCUUUGGCUCGGUGGUGGACAGUGUCACAGAGGAAGAGUGUGAGAUCUCAGAAGAGUCUAGCGGAGAAGGAGAGACUGAACAAGACCCGUCGGAUCCAGAAGACCUGAGGGAAUUGCACCCUGGCUUGCUGAUGUACAAGGCAUCCCGGGCCAGGAACCUGCCUGUCAUGGCUGAAGCAUUUGCCAAUGGGGCUAAUGUCAACUGGGUGAAUGAUGAGGACGAGAGCAAGACCCCUUUAAUCCAGGCUGUGAUGGGAGGAUCAUUGAUAGCCUGCGAGUUUCUGCUACAGAAUGCUGCAGAUGUGAACCAAACAGAUGUUAGAGGGCGAGCACCUAUACAUCACGCCACCUAUCUGGGGCAUACUGGUCAGGUGUGUUUGUUCUUAAAACGAGGAGCCAAUCAACAUGCUGUGGAUGAAGACGGACAAGAUCCACUCAGUAUAUCUGUGCAGGCAGCUAAUGCGGAUAUUGUCACUUUGCUGCGACUUGCUCGGAUGAACGAGGAGAUGAGAGAAGCAGAAGGACCAUUCGGACAACCAGGUCAAUAUCCCAGCAACAGUCCUACAGAGCAGCAGUACAGGAAGUGCAUCCAGGAAUUCAUCUGCCUUAAUAUAGAUGAGUGUUAGACAAAGCCCCACAAGGGGGCAGAGUUGAUCCCUACUUUUGAACUUUUUUCACCACUAGCUGCUCUUGGCAUCCUUUUUUUUUUAAUGAAAAACCUGCAUGGGGAAAAUCUUCUGGCACCAAGGGUGGGGAAAAAUAAACUUGUGGACCAGGGGCACAAUAAAACCAACAUUUUUGGAAGGGUUUGGACCAAAACUAUUUUUCUUUUUCUUUUUGCCCUCAUCACUGCCGAGAGCAAAAUGCAAGAUGGUGAUGUGUAAUUUAUGCACUUUUACAAACUGUGAUUCUUUUAGGGUUUAAUGUGUUGAGAUCAGAGCAGAGCAGACACUGAGAUGACUACGAGUCAGCAGGUUAAGCCUUGGCUCUUCUGCCUCUAUAGUGCCUGACUGUAUAUUUAUUUAGUGGUAAAUCUGAAGUGACCCAGCUGAGCCAGUGAAAGGUACUCAUACAUAUAGGGACUUAUAUCUGAUUCCUAGCUUAACUUAGGGUUCUUGUCUUAAUCAAAUAAAGGUUUGGUCUACCCGAAAUAGAUAUUGUAGUCAGCAGUUUUGGUCAAUUGCUGGCUUCGAGGGAGGAUAUUUCCAUUUUGAGUUUUUAAAUCCACCUACCUGAUGCAGCUAUUCUGGGGAUGGGUGAAUUCUGACCAAACUUGCUGCUGGAGUUGAUGUGAGAUAUGCACACUAUAUGAUCAAAAGUUUGUGAGCACUUAACCAUCAUGCCUAUAAGAGAUUGUUGGGCAUCCCAUUCCAAAACCAUGUCUUUAAUAUCGAAUUGCUCCCGAUUUUUGCAGGUAUAACAGCCUCCACUGUUCUGGAAAGAUUUUUCCACAAGAUUGUGGAGUGCAUUUGUGAGAAUUUGUGCCCAUUUAGCCAAAAGAGCAUUUGUGAUGUCGGGGACUGAUGUUGGAUUACAAGACAUUUCACAAAAGUUUCACCAUACUAAACACAUCACAUCAUUACCAUGUCUUUAUGGAACUGCCUUUGUACAUGGGUACAGUCAUGCCGGAACAGAAAAGGGCCUUCACCAAACUGUUGGCAAAAAGUUGAAAAUGCACAGUUUUUUUUAAUGUCUUUUAAUGAUAUAUCAUGAACAGUACCCUUCUCUGGAAACACCUGAAAUCGGGAAACACCUGAAAUCGGGAAAAAAGUUUUACACAAACUUUUGGCCAAAUAGUGUAAGCAGCAGUAAGUGAUACAACCUGCCAGUGCUUACCUAUGACUGAACAAUCAAUUUUAGACAUUCUGCCCCUUUGAGGGGGUUUGUCCUGCUGUAGAAAGUUUGGAUGAAAUGUUUACCAGCUGAUGUGUAGAGCUCAUCAUUGUAGAGUGAUGGGGUGUCUGUUGCUUUGCUGUAAUGCUAUAUGGAUGGGGUUGGGCUAUCUGUAGAAACCCAUAGAUUCAGCACUUUUGGUAUUUUCUGUUUUUCCUGGUUUUUAUUUGUAGCGUACAUACACAAGCAUACUUUGGGAUUGUGUCGAAGGUAGUAAUGUUUCGUCAGAUGACAACGUUCUUGAAAUCAUUCAGAAUUCAUUGAUAGGUGCGGUUGACCUCCUUCUGACCUGCAUUUCAACCGCUUUAAUCAGGUUUGCAUUCCCAUAGACUUGUGCAGUGAUUCAAAUCCCGCCCGAUGUGAAAAAAAGCCUGUCAACACAGUGAGGCAAAGAGCAAGCAAAGUGAAAUUGGGUUGUGGGGACCUACCAGCUUUGCAUACUAUUAUUGGUUUCUGUAAAGCUUUGUUGAAUAACCCUACUGCCCUUUCAGCUUAUGUAAAAUAAUGAAUGUGGCGCUGACUCAGUAGGUACAAAAAUGCGUAGUGCAAAAACAUCAAAUAACAAAAUCAACAAAUACAUAAAUAGUCCAAAAUGUCAUUAAAGUAUAGAAAAGUGCACCUGCAUAAUUGAAUAAGGAUCCACAAUCUUUAAUAUCAUCUAGACAUAUGGAAGUAAAAUGUGCAGGAAAGUUCAUCCAGUCCUAAAUGUGUAAUCACACUCUCUUCCACAUCCGUGAUCCACCAUAGGUGUGCCCUAGCCUCUCACCUCGGAUAAAGACCCCAAUGGGUCUAAUGACGCUUCUGGUAAAUAAUACAAGGAUCCUUUCCAAUCACGCAGUCUUCCCCUUGGAGUAUAAGGGAUGGCAGGAUUAAGCAGCAGUGUUGGUGGAUAAGAAAACAGCGUCCUCCCUCUAAUAUUAAAUAUGUCCUCUUUUAACUCCUCCACUCUCCUCCAUAUAAAACUCAUAGAAGAAAAAUGAGAUCUCCAUAGUGUAGUCAUUCUGUAAAAAAAUAUUUAUUUCAAAGCAGCAACUUGCAUUUAAAAUCAGAGUAUUCAGCAAAGAUAAACACAGGGACUUACGAUCUCGGCCGCGACCAGAAGUAGAACGUCACUCGGCUUCCUCCCGACGCGUUGCGUCGCAGAUCAUGUGACUUACUCAAAGCUUAUGUGGUUCUCUCAAAGAUCUCUUGUUACAUACCGGAUUGUUUAUAGUAAAGCACUGCAAAAUAAAGAAAAAUAAUAAUGAUCUUGUGAAUAGUGCAGUAUCCCAAUACAGCCAAUCGGAUUUCAGGAUAAUGUAGUCUUAUUAAUGAAAAGAUGAUUUCUGAUUGUUUGCUGUGGAUUGUUACACUUGAACAUCAUUUUGUUUGUACUGCCUUGCUGAAUUAGUCAGUUUAACGUCUUCACUGCCUUUGGAUAUCUAAGAA